AUGAGGCGCAAAAGAAGCGGCAGGGUCGGCGUCGGAAGCACAGUUGCGGAGCGUGACACUACGAAAUUUCACCGUUGGCUGACCCUCUUGCCAAGUAGCUUGGCCUGCGCUUCCUCGCCUAUAGAAAGAUGGCCGCCCUUCCCGUUCGCCGUUUCUGCACUAUUCUCAGUGAAGUUGCAACCAACAGCAUUCGAUUCUUCCACUGACUCGCAGCUUGAGAUUAUCGACGAAACAGACUCCGACGACCCUUUGGUCUUAGCUCGGAGGAUCGAGACUUGUCACAAAACGGAAGGGAUUGAUUUCCUCACUCGCUUGGAUCACGGCGCUGUUGCGCUGAGUGACACCGUGCUGCUUCGGGCAAGCGCUGCCAACCUGGAGAUUCGUUUCAUGCAAAUGACAUUUCUGCUUCGUCGCGCCUAA
Pseudozyma hubeiensis SY62 is the source of this 420-nucleotide messenger RNA. RefSeq names its product transporter. The transcript has 2 exons. Lineage: Eukaryota; Fungi; Basidiomycota; Ustilaginomycetes; Ustilaginales; Ustilaginaceae. The coding region runs from base 1 to 420 and encodes 139 amino acids. The record is from RefSeq and is a predicted model, not a curated record.